This is a messenger RNA of Aspergillus sclerotioniger CBS 115572, 2430 nucleotides long. RefSeq lists its product as uncharacterized. Gene Ontology annotation, biological process: regulation of DNA-templated transcription. The transcript is spliced from 5 exons. The record is from RefSeq and is a predicted model, not a curated record. The coding region runs from base 1 to 2430 and encodes 809 amino acids. Lineage: Eukaryota; Fungi; Ascomycota; Eurotiomycetes; Eurotiales; Aspergillaceae. Gene Ontology annotation, molecular function: zinc ion binding; oxidoreductase activity; DNA-binding transcription factor activity, RNA polymerase II-specific.
AUGUCUCAGUCAACCUUCAAGCAAUACUAUCUUCCGCAGAAAAAGGGCUUUGACAGCUUGGUUCUGCGAGAUGUCCCCAAAGCCUCCCCAAAGUACGGUCAGAUCUUGGUGCGAAUCAAAGCGGUCUCCCUAAACUGGAGAGACGGAAUCCUCGCCAUCGGAACGUACCCAUUUCCUGGACCGGAUGCGCUCGUGCCAGGAAGUGACGGUGCAGGUAUCGUCGAAAAAGUUGGGGAAGGGGUCACAGAAUGGAAGGCUGGCGACCGAGUCCUCGCAAACUUCACCCAAGACCACAUCGCUGGCCGACUCACCCCUCAAACACUUCUGACCCAGCUGGGAGGUGAAAUCCAAGGUCUUCUCGGCGAGUACUUCAUCUUCCCCAAAACUGGGGUGGUUCGCAUCCCGGAUUAUCUGUCCUUCGAGGAAGCAUCCUGUCUGCCCUGCGCCGCCCUCACGGCCUGGAAUGCUCUGUAUGGAUUGACCCCUCUGCGACCAGGCCAGACCGUUCUUCUACAAGGCACUGGAGGCGUCUCGACAUUCGCUUUGCAGAUUGCCCACGCGGCAGGGGCAACGGCCAUUGUGACCUCCUCGUCUGAUGAGAAACUGGCCAAAGCCAAACAGCUCGGUGCCAAUCACACAAUCAACUAUCGAACGGACCCGGAUUGGGCAGCGGAGGCAAAGAGGAUCACGGACGGUCGUGGCGUCGAUCACAUUAUUGAAGUCGGUGGGACUCUCACCUUGCAACAGUCCUUCGAUGCUAUUGCCAUGCAUGGGAUAAUUCAUUGUAUUGGACAUAUCACGAACCCGGACCCCCUGGGUGCUGGGAAAGAGCUUCGGGGGCCGGAUGCUGCUUUUUUGGCAUUGGAUCGGUUGUGUAUUCUGCGUGGAGUGGUUGUUGGUUCCCGGGAGCAGUUGCAGGAGAUGCUGGCAUGUUUUGAGUCCAACUCGAUUCGGCCGGUCAUUGAUCGGACUUUUGACUUUGUGGAUGUGAGGGAGGCCAACAUGGGACCCCCAGAGACGACGAAAGAUGUGAGACGACGCAAUGGUUCCAAGCAUGACAAGACGGGUUGCUUGACCUGCCGCUACAGACACAAGAAAUGCACCCUCAACACUUUCCCGGUCUGCGGGGCCUGCAAGCGCCUGAAUCUCGAGUGUGUUCGCGAGUCAACCCGCCAAGUAUUCUCUGCUGCUUCCAACCCGACGAUGGACAUGCUGUCCCAAUGGAAAACCUCCCAUGCGCACGGCAAUGUGGAACAUUCCAAGCGCCGAUCUGCCAUGAAUUUCUACAUCACGAUUCUAUCCCAACUUCUGACACAUGGUAAUCCGGAAUACGUUAUACACGCUGACAUUAGUGCAGCAUUCCUCCCAAUGACGUUAGAAUCUCCAGCACUAGCAGACGCUUUAGUCGCCUGGUCGGCCGGUCACUUGGCAUCUCGAGAUAGCUGUUAUCGCUUCACAGCUCUGGAGGCGCGAUCCAAUGCUCUCAGAUCAUUAGCAAUGUCGCUUUCGUCCCAUGACAUUUCAUCUGGUGAGGUUAACGCAGCUACUAGUCUCAUCCUCAUGACAUCGGAGGUCUGUCUGGGAUGGCAUACUAGAUGGUACAGUCAUCUUAUUGGUGCCAAGAAUAUAAUUAUGUCUACUCAGUCUUCAACAUCCACAGAAGGCUCCCUGAUACGGGGGCCUGAUGCAUUGAAACAAAGCCCCGAAGGACAGUGGAUAUUGCGCAACUUUGCGUAUCAUGAUAUCCUAGGUAGCGUAACCUUGGGAACGCAGCCGCUGAUUCCGGGUUCUUACCUACAAGGUAUCACAGACGUGGUUGAUACGUACCUCGGGGUUGCCGCCGGUAUCUUGGUCUUCAUAUCAGAUAUCAGUUGUCUCAAUCCGUUGGAUCUGGUAAAUGAUUAUAUGCCAUUGAACGAAAGCUUUACCUCGAUUGAAAGAAGGCUAAAAGCCUGGGUAUGUCCACCAGGAACGAACCAGGCCCUGGCAUCACUAGCACACGCCUAUCGCAGUAGUGCUUUGAUAUACCUCUAUCGCCGAGCAAUUCGCGGACUGAGGCUCCGAAACGUUCUUUCCGGGACCUGGCCCGAGGAUCUUUAUCGUGACCUACAUUCUAAGAUACAAGAUGAGAUUGUAACCGUUUUACGGCAUAUUGAAAUCAUUCCGUCCAGCGGAGUCGUUGAAUCCGCUCUUCUCUUCCCUCUUUUCAUGGCGGGAGCUGAGGCCACCCAUCGCGCCCAUAUGGACAUGGUUUGCAUGCGACUGGAGGUUAUGAUGGGGAAGCGCCACUUCCAUAAUAUCCAGCGGGCUCUAGAAGUGCUACAGGGGGUAUGGAGGGAGCGCGAAGCUCGUCAAAAUGUGGCAGACGGUUGUGACGUCGACUGGAAAGAGAUUGUUGAUCGACAAGAGGGAGGGCUGCUUUUGACAUAG